Lycium ferocissimum is the source of this 3093-nucleotide messenger RNA. Its product is annotated as sulfate transporter 1.3-like. The coding region runs from base 660 to 2633 and encodes 657 amino acids. Gene Ontology annotation, molecular function: secondary active sulfate transmembrane transporter activity. Gene Ontology annotation, biological process: transmembrane transport. NCBI's taxonomy places the organism in Eukaryota, Viridiplantae, Streptophyta, Magnoliopsida, Solanales, Solanaceae. The record is from RefSeq and is a predicted model, not a curated record. The transcript is spliced from 14 exons. Gene Ontology annotation, cellular component: membrane.
UAGUAGUCAGUGACAUUGAUGGAACCAUUAUACUAAGAUUUGUCCUUUUUCUCUUUUCUAACAGAUAAACUGGGGAAAGUUAAAAUGUAGCAGUACUAGUAAACUUUCCACUUCCUGUUCUUUUUAUAUUUCUCUUUUUUUCUUCUUCUUUGGAAAGUGGGUUGGGAACUGGAUUUUAGUGAUUAUGAUUUAUUUUGUCCUUGUUUUGGAAUUUAACUUUUUUCCUUCAUAAAGCAAAGAAGAAAGAGGGUCGGGAUCAGCAUGGAGAGUAUAGAUGAAAAAAUGGGUGUAAUUUAAGCUAAGAAAUUCAUCAUGCAAUUAAUAAUUUGCAAUAUAAUUGCAGAAAUAGCUUGUCACCAACAGAACUAUUUUGUACUUUGUUCUUUCUUUAUGUGUAUUCCUGCUUAUAUAUUAGUUUAUGCAAAAAUUCAGCUAACUUGAAAAUGAUAAGGUGUAAAAGGACCUUUCUAAACUGUCCACAUCAAGUGGAUUUUCCUUUUUAUGCUUCUUUUUCUAAUAUAAAUAGAGAAACAUCACAAGCUUUGAAGUUUUGUAUCCUUCCGUUUGAAAAAUUAUGCACUAAGCUCUCGCUAUGCACGGGAUUCAGAGAAGGACUGGACCACACUGUGUCUAUGUGAAUUAGCCCAUUCUAAUCUCAGAUGGGUCAAUCUAGCGUUGAGGCAAUAGAAACAAAAGAAAUGGACUACCGAAGUUUAUCAUCCUCAGAACACGAACAAGCACCAUAUAUGCACAAGGUUGGAGUCCCACCGAAACAGAACCUAUUCGAUGAAUUUAAGACCACUAUAAAGGAAACAUUGUUUUCAGAUGAUCCUCUACGUCCCUUUAAGGAUCAACCAAGGUCUCGGAAGUUUUUGCUUGGUUUGCAGGCUGUAUUUCCCAUAUUAGAUUGGGGUAAAAGCUAUAAUGUUUCCAAGUUCAGAGGCGAUCUUAUUGCUGGUCUGACUAUUGCAAGUCUCUGCAUUCCUCAGGACAUUGGAUAUUCAAAGCUCGCAAACUUAGCUCCUCAGUAUGGACUCUACUCGAGUUUUGUUCCGCCUUUGGUUUAUGCCUUCAUGGGUAGCUCGAGAGAUAUAGCCAUAGGACCUGUUGCUGUUGUAUCACUCUUACUAGGGUCUCUGCUCAGCAAUGAAAUCGAUCCAACUACAAAUCCAAUCGAAUAUCGGAGGCUUGCAUUUACAGCUACUUUUUUUGCUGGCAUUACCCAAGCAACUCUUGGAAUCUUAAGAUUGGGAUUCUUAAUCGACUUCCUAUCACAUGCUGCUGUUGUUGGUUUCAUGGGUGGUGCGGCCAUUACAAUUGCCCUCCAGCAACUUAAAGGUUUUCUGGGCAUCAAGAAGUUUACUAAGGAAACUGAUAUCAUUUCGGUUAUGAAAUCAGUAUGGCGUUCAGCCCACCAUGGAUGGAACUGGCCGACAAUUCUCAUUGGAGCAACAUUUUUAACUUUCCUUUUGUUCGCAAAGUACAGCGGAAAGAAGAACAAAAAGCUCUUUUGGAUACCUGCAAUUGCUCCUCUGAUAUCUGUCAUUCUUUCCACCUUCUUUGUCUACAUAACACAUGCUGAAAAACAUGGAGUCGAGAUUGUGAGACAUAUUGAGAAAGGAAUUAAUCCUCCUUCUGUCGGUGAAAUAUAUUUCACCGGUGAUUAUCUCUUAAAAGGGCUUAGGAUUGGUAUUGUAGCUGGCAUGAUAGCAUUGACGGAAGCUGUUGCAAUUGGAAGAACAUUUGCUUCAAUGAAGGACUAUCAGUUGGAUGGAAACAAAGAAAUGGUGGCACUUGGAACAAUGAACGUUGUUGGCUCAAUGACAUCGUGCUAUGUGACAACAGGAUCCUUCUCUCGUUCAGCAGUAAAUUACAUGGCCGGCUGCCAAACUGCAGUUUCCAACAUUGUUAUGUCUUUUGUUGUGUUCCUGACGUUGUUGUUCAUAACCCCUCUUUUUGAGUACACUCCGAAUGCAAUUCUUUCUGCCAUUAUUAUCUCUGCUGUCAUUGGAUUAGUAGACUACGAAGCAACAAUUUUGAUUUGGAAGAUCGACAAAUUUGAUUUUGUUGCUUGCAUGGGAGCAUUUUUUGGUGUGGUUUUCGCCUCUGUUGAGAUUGGUCUUAUAAUUGCUGUCUCCAUAUCAUUUGCUAAGAUUCUCCUCCAAGUCACAAGGCCACGAACAGCUAUUCUUGGCAAGAUCCCUAGGACAAAUGUAUAUAGGAACAUUCAACAAUAUCCCGAAGCAACACAAGUUCCCGGUGUACUAAUUGUGAGAGUCGAUUCUGCUAUCUACUUUUCAAAUUCUAACUACAUGAGAGAGAGGCUAUUAAGAUGGCUAACGGAUGAGGAUGAGCAACUAGAAUCCGUUGGCCUUCCUAAAAUUCGGUUCUUGAUUGUUGACAUGUCACCUGUGACUGACAUUGACACUAGCGGCAUCCAUGCCUUAGAAGAGUUGCACAGAAGCCUACAUAAGAGAGAAGUUCAGCUAGUUCUCUCGAAUCCUGGAAGAGUAGUGAUUGACAAGCUGCAUGCAUCUAAUUUUGUGAGUCAAAUCGGUGAGGACAGGAUCUUUCUCACUGUAGCAGAUGCCGUGCUGACCUGUUCCUCAAAGUCCCCUGAAGAAGUAGUCUAAUUGUAAAUGUAAUACAACCAUGGAAACUCACCUAUGCUUGGACGUCCAGACAUACCCGAGAGAAGUAGUCUAACAUCGACUCGGAGAAAGAAAAAUCAGCCAGACAUAGCCGACAGAACGAACUUGCAUAUACUAUUAAUGUAGAGUGAAUAAAUUAAAAGAGGAACCUUGGGAAACUGAUGGCAUUGGAAUUUAGUAGCAGAAAAUGAUUCAUAAGCUAGCCAAUUGUGCUUAUAAUGCGGUUGUUGGGCUGUUAAAGUUGUUUGUAUGUUAGCUUUGUUAGCUACCUUUUGGAUUGUAUAGUUCAAAACUCUCUUCUCAAUGAGGGUUUGCUGAAAUUAAGCAGUGUUGAACUUACCAGGAAUGAAUGUGAUUCCAGUAUACCAUUCACCAAGGUUAUAAAGAGGUAUAUGUGUGUGUGCGUGUAUAUCAAUGAAUCAAUUAAUUAACUGUGGCUCAA